Hevea brasiliensis (rubber tree) is the source of this 2122-nucleotide messenger RNA. Its product is annotated as lysM domain receptor-like kinase 4. Gene Ontology annotation, molecular function: protein kinase activity; ATP binding. NCBI's taxonomy places the organism in Eukaryota, Viridiplantae, Streptophyta, Magnoliopsida, Malpighiales, Euphorbiaceae. Gene Ontology annotation, biological process: protein phosphorylation. The coding region runs from base 134 to 1990 and encodes 618 amino acids. The record is from RefSeq and is a predicted model, not a curated record. The transcript has a single exon.
UUUUCUUGGGUCUAUUCUCUUGUUUCAUUAUUCUGAACUGUUCAUACCUAUCUUGAGUACUAGUUGAGACUUCUUUCCAUUUGCUUGGAUGAACAUUUAGAAGAAUGCUUUCAUCUGAUUCCACAAAUUAACCAUGUUGUUUCUAUGGUUUCUGUCCUUGACAUGCUUCAAUCCAAUCCAAGCUCAGCAAUACUAUGACUCCUCGGAUUGUUCAGCAGAUACCAGCUAUCCAGGUUCAAGAUACAUUUGCAAUUCCUCACAGAAACCAUGCUCUACAUUUCUAGUCUACAGGGCCAAUCAACAUUUCAAGACUAUCUCAAAUAUCUCCCACUUGUUAAAAGUAAAUGUUCGCGUGCUGCUUGACUUAAACAGUCCUUCAUCUGCGUCAGGCAUACUUGAACCAGGUAGAGAAGUUCUUGUUCCUGUUACCUGUUCUUGUAUAGAUGAUUUCUUUCAGGUUGAUUUCAGCUAUGGGGUACCUGAAAACACAACUCUCUCAGAAGUUGCUUGUGCACUUUUUGAAGGUUUGGUGAAAUCACAUACCCUUGUUGAGGAAAACAUGUCUAAAGAAAAUGAUGUUAAGGUUGGUUCUGAACUUCAUGUGCCUUUGAAAUGUGCCUGUCCCAAUAAUUUCAGCAGUAGUAAUGGUAUUAUGUACCUUGUCACAUACCCUUUGAUAGAAGGAGAUACACUAAGUAUCCUCAGCCAAAAAUUUGGCAUCUCUCCAGCAGAUUUAUGGGCAGUUAAUCAUUUUGAACCUUGGCCUACUGUUUAUCCAGAAACCACCAUCUUACUUCCCCUGAAAAAACGUCCUGUCAUCAACUUCAAUAUCCCAAAUUCUCCACCUCCGACUCCUGGUUUUCUUCCCACAAACACAGUAGAAAAGACAACCAAUACAAAGUUGAUGAAUCUGUACAUUUCAGCUUCAGUUAUUGGGUUUUUUCUGCUACUUACAGCAUUGGUUGCAUGUGGGUGGCAUGCAAAGGCCUUAUGCAAGAGAAAAUUUAACAAGUUACAAUCCUUCAAUACUAGAAGCUCUCCGCUUUCUUGUUCAACGGUUAGAAGCUCUCCUAGAUCAGGUCAAACAGGUAGAAGCUCUGCAAUUUCUUGUUUAUCCCCUGAUCUUCUUGUUGGGAUUAAGUAUUCCUUGAAGAAUUAUAGUAUAGAGGACCUCAGAAGGGCAACUAAGAAUUUCAGUGAGGAAAAGAAGAUUGGAGAUGGAGCCUACAAGGGGUUGAUUGAUAAUUUUGAAAUGAUGAUCAAGCAAAUGAGAUUUGAAGAUACUGGCCAAGUUAUUGAUGCACAUUCCAAAGUCAAUCACAUCAAUAUUGUAACUUUGCUUGGUGUGUGUUAUGGAGACAAUGAUUCCUCUUGGUCUUACCUUGUGUUUGAGUUACCUAGCAAGGGCUCCUUGAGGGAUUGCUUAGCUAAUUCAUCUAGUUCUCUACAAUGGCAUAGGCGAACACAAAUAGCUUUUGAUAUUGCUACAGGUCUUCACUAUCUACAUUACUGCAUUUUUCCUUCAUGUGCUCACAUGGGUGUCAGCAGCAGAAACAUUUUUGUCACGGCAAACUGGAAGGCAAAGCUUACAUAUAUCAGAACCAACUCUGCUGCUGAAUCUCUAAUUAAAGGAAAUGAUAAUGUAGAUAUUGAUAAAGGAUGGGUUGCACCAGAGUACAUUCUCUAUGGCUCAGAUUCUGAUAAGGUAGACAUAUUUGCAUUUGGAGUAGUUUUACUAGAGCUAAUCUCAGGCAGAGAGGAUAUUGAUGGAAAAUCAUUCAAAGAUUGCAUUGGAUUUUUAGGAGGGGGAGCUAGUGAAGGUGGUUGUUUUGAACAAUUGAGGAGCUUCAUGGAUCCAUUUCUGAAACAGGAUUAUCCUCUUGCUGAGGCCUUGUGUUUAGCAGUUUUGGCAAAGGCAUGUGUGGAAGAUGACCCACUGCAUAGACCAUCUAUGGAUGACAUACUUAAAGUCCUUGUUAGAUUGCUAUGACUGCUAGAAGCAGAAAUUGGAGAAAUAUUAUCAAGAAGCAUCACUUUAGGCCAGUUCUGGUAUUAUCAGUUUGUAAUUGUAUCAUAUCCCACAAUAAAUUACAUGUAUGGUAUAUUGUAAAUUCAUGAAAAA